ACGCGCAUCCAGUUCUAGUCUCGUAUCAUUGUCAAGUUCAAGUUCGGAAGGUUCAUAUCGUUGAAGCAUCCCAUUUCAUUUCAAAAGCAAAAUGAAAUCGUUCGUUUGUGCUACCGCAUUGGCGUCGAUGCUGGCCGUUGCCAGUUGUGCCCCGUAUGUAAUCUUCCUAGAGGAAGCUCCGAUUCGUGUGGUCCGGUCGGCAAAUGUAGGCCUUAGUGCUUCCGGUAGCGCUGCUAAUGCAGCAGCGCAAUCAUUCAAUCAGGGUGGCGGUUUCCCAGGAUUCGGCUCACAGCUUGGUGCGUCUUCUGCUAAUGCUGGAGCCCAGUCAUUCACCCAGGAUGCCGGUUUCGGAGGUUUUGGAGGUCUGAGUGGUUCGGCUGCGAACGCCGGUACCCAAUCUUUUACCCAGGGAGGACUCCUCGGAGGGGGCCUAUCAGGAAGUGCUGCUAAUGCUGGUUCCCAGACGUUUACUCAAGGAGGAUUUGGCGGUGGACUGUCGGGAAGCGCUGCCAAUGCUGGUACUCAAUCGUUUACUCAAGGAGGACUUGGUGGUGGCCUGUCGGGAAGUGCUGCCAAUGCUGGUACCCAGUCGUUUACUCAAGGAGGACUUGGUGGCGGUGCAUCAGGUAGCGCUGCCAAUGCUGGUACUCAGUCUUUCACGCAAGGUGGUGGCUUCCCAGGAUUUGGUGGAGGAUUGAGUGCAUCUUCCGCUAACGCAGGAUCGCAGUCCUUCACUCAAGGAGGAUUGGGAGGUGGCUCUAGUGGAUCGGCUGCCAAUGCUGCCACCCAGACGUUCACUCAAGGUGGACUCGGUGGUGGACUUUCCGGAAGUGCUGCCAACGCUGCAUCGCAAUCAUUCACCCAAGGUGUUCAAAUAGGAGUUCAUUAAACGGAUGUGUUCACAUAGCAUAAAGAAACGAUGACAAAUGGCACCUGUUCACGGUCAAUAAAUAUUGGAACACGAAAUAGACUGACGAUUCGAGAAAAACGAGAAUAAAUAUAAAUCAUGUUCGGAUUGAACCGUUACGGGCUCCCAAAAUAAAAACGAUCGCCGAUAGAAAUUAUGCAAAUUUUUGUAUGGAAUGUUUGGCGCUCCAAAACAACGCUAUUUGCUUGUUGUUGAUAAACAAAAUGAUAAUCAGCGGCUUCAGUCGAUGGAUGAAUAAUAAAAUGAAAAACCCAAGCAGAAA
This is a messenger RNA of Armigeres subalbatus, 1190 nucleotides long. RefSeq names its product spidroin-1-like. The record is from RefSeq and is a predicted model, not a curated record. The coding region runs from base 92 to 889 and encodes 265 amino acids. The transcript has 2 exons. Lineage: Eukaryota; Metazoa; Arthropoda; Insecta; Diptera; Culicidae.